AAUCAACAUGAGAGCUGUCCACGAUGUAUUGGUGGCUGUUAACAAACGACUCCCUGCCACCAAUCACUGGCUCAUUUUCAUCUGUUCUGUACCAGUGGCACUCGCGUGCGGUACCCUUUUUGCCUACUCUGUAUACUCCACCCAGUUGGCAGAACAGUGCCAUUUGACCACCAGCCAAUCGUCCAGUUUGAAUAUCAGUACCGUGAUAGGAUCUGCUGUGGGAGGACUUCUCGGCGGCAUUUUGACAGACACCUACGGUACCCAGAUCCCCAUGUUGAUCAGCUGUGUCUGUGUUUUUCUGGGUUAUAAAUGGUUAUAUGAGUUGUACUUGGCAGGUGCACAUAGUUCCGUAUCGAGCCUUGUGACAGCCAUGUUUUUAAUAGGGAUCGGAUCGACGGCCGGGUACUUCAGCGCCAUCAAGGCGGUGGCCAUCGAGUUCCCUAACUUCAAGGGAACGGCCCAGAGCAUCACCAUAGCGCUGUUUGCCAUUUCAGCGUUGCUUCACCUGUAUCUUUCCAGUCGCGUGUUUGACGGAGAUGUCGCCAGUUUCUUGAACUAUUUGCAUAUUAGCACCGGUCUCAUGAUUUUCAUUGGGUUUUUGUUUGUUCGGGUAGAGGGCCACUACAAGUCCAAGUCCGAGCUGGAAGAUGAGGUGAGUCUCAUGCAAACACCUGAUUUAAUUCCUUCGGAGUCAGCAGACGAAGUGGCUGCAAAAGUAGAUUUAAAGCACCAGGACUUAAAACACUCCUUGUUACACCCAAUCUUCUGGUUCCAUUUCGUGGUAUUCUCCAUUGUUCAGGGCUUGGGACAAAUGUACAUUUUCGAGGUGGGGUUUGUGGUCAAGGCCGUGUACAACUAUUAUGAUGAUGAUCUGAUCGACUUGCACCAUUUGCAAGCGAUUCAGGUGUCACUUAUAGCGGUGUUUUCGUUCCUCGGCCGCCUUUCAUCGGGGCCCCAGAGCGAUUACUUGGUCCAUAAGUUACACUGUCAAAGGCAUUGGAACUUGGUGAUGGGCUUGUGCAUUAUGCUUGUAGGACACCUUCUCAACACCCUCAAGUUAGACCAUUUCGCGGCCUCGCUCCUGGGGGCCAAUGUGUUUUUGCUGGUGGUAUCGUCCAUUAUCGGCUACGCGUACGGGUUCAGCUUCACCUGCUACCCGGUGAUCAUCUCCGACAUUUUUAACAUGGAAAACUACAGUUUCAUCUGGGGUUUGAUGUACUCCAGCACUGCCUUUGGCUUGACCCUCAUGUCUUCGAUGUUCGGACACAUUUAUGAUGCCCAUUCAAAGUACAAUGAUGCGGGUGAAUACGUGUGCACCGAAGGAUCGGGAUGCUACGCGGAGACGUUCUCUAUCACCUGCGGGCUUGGUGCAGCUGUGAUCUUUUUAAUUCUUGCGUAUAUUCGCUAUUCAAGUAGAUCUUAGAUAGAAUCGCGAAUUUUACAAACACUUAUGACGAGGCCUAUUUCCAUAGAUGAGCUAGUCAAAAACGACACACCACGGUUCAUCAAGAAACGCGACCGAGUGUCGAAGCCGGAAGCCAAACUUGUGGUGAAGCCAAAGAAAAUCGAACUGGUGGUUCAAAGUGACCAACUUACACCUGAACCAACUAUCAUCACCCAAAACAAGAAACCAAUAAAAACCCAGUUCAAUUUCGACUGGGACCAGUCAGAUGAUACCUCUCGCGGUUACACACCUCUACUAGAGCUUGACGACUUUGACGACACUCUUCCACCACCGUCUGUCCACUGGUCAGCAAAGAGUUUACAGGAGAUGUCUGAGUCAGACU
This is a messenger RNA of Yamadazyma tenuis ATCC 10573, 1787 nucleotides long. RefSeq lists its product as uncharacterized. Gene Ontology annotation, cellular component: fungal-type vacuole membrane. Lineage: Eukaryota; Fungi; Ascomycota; Pichiomycetes; Serinales; Debaryomycetaceae. Gene Ontology annotation, biological process: transmembrane transport. The record is from RefSeq and is a predicted model, not a curated record. Gene Ontology annotation, molecular function: transmembrane transporter activity.